Molecule: messenger RNA, 2234 nt
Organism: Pundamilia nyererei
Lineage: Eukaryota; Metazoa; Chordata; Actinopteri; Cichliformes; Cichlidae
Gene: slc10a3
Product: solute carrier family 10 member 3
Exons: 1
Coding region: 502-1917 (471 amino acids)
Biological process (GO): bile acid and bile salt transport
Cellular component (GO): membrane
Molecular function (GO): bile acid:sodium symporter activity
Source: RefSeq, a predicted model, not a curated record
UGAAGUUUUCUUUUUUAGCUUUUAUUUUGACAUCCCUUGCCCGGAAGUACACCCUGUUCGUGCACGUUCGCUUCACCAAAACAUCAUCGAGCAGCAAACAAACGGCUGCGAAGCUACGAUGUUUUCUGUUUUCACCAACCGGAGAGACAAAAAGGACGGAAGAAAACGGUGCGGGUGUGCCUCAGCGUGACCGACAUCUUAGCAGCGAGUAGCCAAAAGGAGACCUGUGCGAGUGUUUUCUUCCCGGGGCUGCCGCCGGAGAGCUGUGCCUCGACAAGGCUGGGCGGGGUGAUGUUUAGGUUCCGGUAUAAAGGCAGCGACAAAAUGGGAACCAGACGAGAUGUGAAGCCGGCAGCCCGCGCUGUGCUCUUAUCUCGGAGACUAGAAUGAGAAGUUGGUCGCCCGGGUGUGAAAGGGCGGCGGUAUAACCGUCUGGGGAGGCCACUGGCGGGGGAGAAGCGUGUCGCUGCCGCGUCCCUCCGCCCCUCAUCCGCCAGUACCAUGAGGACGAUCUUUACAUUCUGCUGUCUUUUCCUUAUUACCGGCGGAUCGGACCGGGCGUGGGCCACCGGAAACCUCACUGUCGAUGGCAGCAACAGGACCAACGCGACGGCCGACAGCAGCAGCAGGUAUAUCACAAUCGGGGACGGGUCAUUGCAGGAGUUCGAGUUCCCUGAAUACACCAACGGCGUGAUUGUAAUCUCCAGCCGAUACCGGAGCGCCGCGGCCGCCAGGACCGGCCGCCAGAGCUUAAAACAGACUGUGAGAGUUCACUCCUUGGAACCAGAGGUGCUCUCGAUAAUCAACGUGACGGACGGCGGCCACGGAGGACAGGCUCAGAGCUACAUCAUCAACAUCCGCUCUGGGCUGCCGGGCAGGGCUCAGCUGCAGAUCCAGCUGCUGGACCUGGACCAGGGCUCGGUGCCGGUUCUGAUUGAGGAGAGGACAGAUUACUGCAUCAAAGUGGAGCCCAGUGAGGAUGACCCGGCCACCCGGCUCAUCCAGUCGGGUGGUCUGUCCCAUUUCUCUGAGAACCCCGUUCUUUUUGCCUUGCUGCCCCUCAUCUUUGUCAACAAGUGUGCCUUUGGGUGCAAGGUGGAGGUGGAGGUGCUGCGGGGCCUGCUGAAGAGCCCCAUGCCGUUGCUCCUAGGCGCACUGGGUCAGUUCCUGGUGAUGCCUUUAUAUGCCUACUGUGUGUCCCAGUUGGCCUCACUGCCCAAGGCACUCGCUCUGGGGUUGGUCAUCACCUGUUCUGCCCCAGGUGGAGGGGGAGGAUACCUGUACAGCCUGCUGCUCGGAGGCGACGUCACCCUAGCCAUCUCCAUGACGCUGGUCUCCACAGUGGUGGCGGCGGCAGCCAUGCCUUUGUCGUCAGCCCUGUACGGUUGGCUUCUGGGUGUCCAUGCUGCCCUGCACGUGCCCUUUGUGAAGAUCUUGGGCACCUUGCUGUUCAUCGCUAUCCCCAUCUCACUGGGCAUGCUGGUGAAGCUGCGGCUGCCUGCCCUCACUCGCGUCCUGCUGGCGCUCAUCCAACCCUUCAGCUUCGUGCUCAUUGUGGGCGGCAUCUUCAUGGCCUACCAAAUGGGAGCGUCCAUCCUAGCUAACGUCCAGCCUCAAAUCGUGGUCGUUGGGAUUACGGUGCCUUUGCUGGGCCUGGUGGUCGGGGCUGUCCUGGCCAAGCUGGCGGGCCUUUCUCCGCCACAGAGGAAGACGGUCAGCAUCGAGGUGGGCGUCCAGAACAGCCUGCUGGCUCUCGCGGUCAUGCAGCUGUCUUUCCGGCGACUGGAGGCAGACUUUGCGUCGCAGGCGCCCUUCAUCGUGGCCCUCAGCAGCACCUCGGAGAUGCUGCUCAUCGUGCUGGGAUACGUCACCCAGCGGAGGCUGUGCGGCUCGGCCGUCACCAGGAGCGACGCCUGAUUGUAGCUGCAGUUUUGCUCUUAACGUUUUUUGAAGAAUGAACCGUUUGAAUCCUGUGGAAAGCUGGUGUCCCUCUGUCUCAGCCUCAAGACGCCCAACAAUCACCAACCCAACAUCACUGUUGUUGUACACAGGACAGUGAAUGGACUUUUUAUGGGACUUUUGUUGUCGUUUUGGUAUUUUUUUCAUGAAAACCAAAGGCCUUUUACCCCUUUUUGUGUUUAUUUUCCAGUACGUACUUUUUCAGAUAAGAUUAUACUGUGAGGUAAAUGUAAAUAUUCUUAAGAAGACAAAUCCCUAUUAAAAGAAAAGAUAUU